AUGCUCCCAAAGCUCAGGCGAGCGUUCCGAGAGCCAUCGGCUGGGAUUGCGGGACUGUUUAACUUGCUGCAGCUCGGUGCAGACCUCACUCUGAAGAGAGCCGUCUGCACCACGUGGGGAAGGGGACAUUUCAAGACCUUUGACAACUUCAUGUUCGACUUUUACAAAACGUGCAACUAUAUUUUUGUCAGCGAGUGCAGAGAUCCCUUCCCGGAUUUCAGCGUUCAGCUUCGGAGGGCCAACAGCGGUGAUAUAAAAAGGCUCCUGAUUCAACUGUAUGGCACCACAGUCAUGGUGAAAGCAGGGAGAAUCAGGGUCAACGGUCAGCAGAAUAUUCAAUUGCCGUACAAUGCAAAUGGAAUAAACAUGAAGCCAUUCGGGAACCUCGUCAGACUGUCGGCCAAACAGCAGGGCCUUGAUGUCAUUGUGGUCUGGAACAGCGAGGACUACCUGAUGUGGACACGGCAGACGCCGGGAUCUGGAACAACCGACAACCUGCUGGAGGAAAUCAGCGGGCCGGGCAGCAUCUGCUGGAGGGGAGAGGAACCGUCCACGUUUUGGGUUGGGGACCCGGCCCGUCACGUGUUCUCCCUGCGGCCGCGUGGGUCUCCCCGUUUCCCAACGCGUACUGAAGCCGCGCAGGUCAGGGGAUUGAUUGGCCGUUGUAAACGGUCCCUGGUGCAGGUUGAGCUGGGAGACAAAUACAGGAAUAAAACCUGUGGUCUGUGUGGGGACUUCAACAAAUCUCCCAAGUACAACGAGUUCUUGCAGGAAGCCCCACGUCAGUGCCCCACGAACCAGGUGUACCUGGAGAGCGGCUCGCCCUGUUCCCCCACCUGCUCCAACCUGCGCUCCACCUGUGACAGUCACGGCACCUACGGCUGCUUCUGCCCAGAAGGUACCGUUUUGGAUGAUGUAUCUGGCAAGGAUAUGUGCGUGCACCUGGCCGAGUGUCCUUGCACCUGGAAUGGAGAUGUCUAUGGUCCUGGGGAGAAGAUCUCAGCACUCUGCAGAGACUGUGUGUGUUCUAUGGGGCAGUGGCUCUGCACCACCCUCCCGUGUCCAGGCCGGUGUUCCGUUGAAGGCGGCUCAUUUGUCACGACUUUUGAUUCGAGGCAGUACCGAUUCCACUCAGUCUGCAGUCUCGUGCUCGUCAAAAGUCCAGUGAUACCUGGCAAUGGGCACAUAGAGGCGCAGUUUGAGAAGUGUGGAGUAAAGCCCACUGAAACCUCGCUGAGUGCCGUCACUUUCACCAACAGGAAGUUAAACAUGGAAAUUUCAAAGCACGAUAUGAUCACAGUCAAUAAUGAAAUCAAGAGGUUGCCCUUCAAGACAGAGAAUAUUACAAUCUACAGGCAGUCUUCUACCUACGUACAAGUCAGCACUCUGUUUGGCCUGGAGGUGCAGGUCCAGGUUGCCCCGGUAUUUCAGGUCCAGGUCAAUAUUGGGAAUGAGUUCUAUGGCACCAACACAGGGCUGUGUGGGAACUUUAAUGGUGAUCCCAAGGACGACUUCUGGAGCAGCAUGGCAGUGCUGGAACGUACGGCUGCACCUUUUGUGAACUCGUGGCAAGUUGACCAUCUCUGCGAGCCCGCUGUUAACACGGGGCCAUGCACGUCCCUCUCUACAAACUGCAGCCAGAGGGCCGCCCAGCGGGAACCCCCCGGCUUCACUCCGCCCCGGCGCACUCGGGCGCUUCCCCGGGUCUCUCGGCCCAGGAUUCGGCCGGCACAGCAGAUCCUCCGCGGAGAUUACCUCCACCAAGGCAACCGUCCCCCAGGCCAUGAUGUUAAAUGCCUGUUUGAGAUGUGUAAUUAUGCACGGACCCCCGACUUCCUCUGUGCGGCCCUGGGGUUGUACGCUCGGGCCUGCGCGGCCAAGGGGCUGCUGCUGGACGGCUGGAGGAACACCGUGCAAGGCUGCAGUAAGUACUCACAGGGACACGGAGCACCCCCUGGGGAAAAUCUGCCGCCGUGGUCAGGAGGCGUGGGGAUCCACAGAGACCCAGCUGCGUGGGUUCGGAAUUGGCUCGCCCGCGGAGGGCAGCAGAUGGAGCGUGUUCUGCCCGGAGGAGUUGACUGCCUCAGUCCUGGGCUCCAGAGAGUCUGGUGUGUCUCAGGGGAGGUGGGAGUGACCCUCAGGGCCCCCGGGGAAGAUGUCGGUGCACACUGGAGCCCUGGUGAGAAGGAGCGCUUCCACACGGUAUUCAGUUAUGAUGCCAGGGCGUGUGACCGGACCUGUGUGUCGCUGUCGGACCGAGACUUUGAGUGCACGGCGAUUGAUGUCCCAGUGGACGGCUGCAUUUGUCCACUGCAGACGUACCUGGACGUUCACAGGAAUUGUGUGGAGGCAUCCAAGUGCCAGUGCCUGCUCAGUAACGGUGACCUUGUGGGCCCAGAGGAAUCGACCACAAUCGACCAUGAGAUCUGCGAAUGUCCUAACCCCUACGAGAACCCCAAAAUCCAUCGCCUCACACUAAUCAGGACGUGUUUCUUUCCAGGAACCUGCGAGCUUCCAAAGCUUUACUUCAGCUGUGCCCAUGGUCCACGGGGCCAGUAUGGGACAACGUGCGCACCCACCUGCCAGAUGAUCGCCACGCAAAUUUCCUGUACACCGUCUGAGUGUGUAUCCGGCUGCAUAUGUCCAGAGGGAAUGGUCUUGGAUUACAAUGAGCAAUGUAUCUUCCCUGAAGACUGUCCCUGCAAAUUCAGUGACCGGAUCUACACCAGAGGAGAUAAGAUGAUGAGAGACUGCGAGGAGUGCACCUGCCUUGCCGGGAGGUGGAAGUGCACAGAGAACGUGCAUUGCCCUGCCACUUGCGUCAUUCACGGAGAGGGACACGUGACCACAUUCGAUGGCAAGAAGUUUAUCUUCAGCGGUAACUGUGAAUACUCGUUGGUUCAGGACUCCUGCUGUGCAAACGAAACCCAUCCAAACUUCAAGAUUGUUUCGGAAAAUGUUAUUUGUGGCCAGUCGGGUGUGACCUGCUCCCGAGCCAUAAAGAUCUACAUCGGGGACAUCCUGAUAGAAAUGACAGACGGAGCCUACGUGGUCACACCUGAAACCGCAGCUGACAAGUUCAGCAUCCGCACCAACCCGCUGUACCUGUCCUUCGAGGCCGUGACCCCCGGCGGUCACCUCCUGCAGAUACUCUGGGACAAGACCACAAACGCGUUCAUCCGCUUCACCCGGACGCGCCAGCUCUCACUCUGUGGACUGUGUGGUAACUUCAACGGGGACAUCGGUGAUGACUUUAUAACUCGGAGCCAAUACCUCGCCUCUAAUGCUCUGGAGUUUGCAAAUAGCUGGAAGGAAGAGCCUUUAUGUCGAGACGUGACUGAAGUCGUGCAUCCAUGUGACGUAAAUCCAUAUCACAGGUCCUGGGCGGAGCAACAGUGCGAAAUCAUUCACAGUGACGUCUUCAAACCGUGCCACAAUCUGGUUUAUCGAGUUCCAUAUUAUGAAAGUUGUGUGCAGACCACGUGCGGGUGUGAAAUAUUUGGAGACUGCGAAUGUUUAUGUGGAGCCGUUUUAGUCUACGCUAAAGCCUGCCUGGACGCUGGGGUCUGCAUCAACUGGAGGAGCUCUGCCUUCUGCUCCGUGUACUGCGACUACUACAACACCCACCCAGCGAGGAGCAACAACUCAGAGCUGGCCGAGGCUGGGGGGCAUCCGAGCCAUUACCAGCCGUGCUUGUGCCCUGACAGCCUGUGGGCCUUCCCGAACAACAACAUGGAAGGUUGCUACAGGUGCGCUGUGAGUGAAUACUACGAUCCCAGCGUGAAGUUGUGUGUUUCCUGUGAUUCUCCUCCCAGUGCCUCCCCGAGCCGGGAUGAGUUGCGGGGGGAGCAGCAGGGACACAGCUUCCCAUCGGCUCUGCCGCUGCCUCGGGGCGACCUGGGCCGGGCCAUUGGUUGCCCGGGAGACCACCCCCGUGGGGUCGUGCACGGACCCUCCCCUCUCCCCCCCUCCCCGGGGGGACGGGAGCUCCGGGAAACCUGA
Messenger RNA from Pristis pectinata (smalltooth sawfish), 4002 nucleotides. Its product is annotated as mucin-6-like. The record is from RefSeq and is a predicted model, not a curated record. Gene Ontology annotation, molecular function: protein binding. NCBI's taxonomy places the organism in Eukaryota, Metazoa, Chordata, Chondrichthyes, Rhinopristiformes, Pristidae. The transcript is spliced from 27 exons. Bases 1 to 4002 code for a protein of 1333 amino acids. Gene Ontology annotation, cellular component: extracellular matrix.